AUGGAUCAUGAAGAAGAAACCUUACGCAAACAGAAUAGACAUUUAUUUGAAGAACUAAGUCAAGAUAAUAGUUCAGAAGAUUCUUAUUAUCAGAUAACUACUAUUGAUAUAAUUACUAUAACUGAUAUGACUACAGCUGAUACAAUAAUUACUAUAACUGACACUACUAAUUUCAUGACAAGAGACAAAUUAGCAAAAUUGGAAGCACAUUUAGCGAAUGAAUAUACUCCAUGUCCUGAUGUAAUAUCACGAUAUUGGCAUAACAAAGUUGCUGAAUAUAGUCUAAGUUAUAUGCAUAACUCAAAAAACCAAGUUUUACCAUCACCAUUUUUCCAAAUAAUAAUCAACUCUUAUUAUAUAUCCAAUCAUCCUUUACCAAAUACAACUAUUCACUGA
Molecule: messenger RNA, 396 nt
Organism: Ambispora leptoticha
Lineage: Eukaryota; Fungi; Glomeromycota; Glomeromycetes; Archaeosporales; Ambisporaceae
Source: the annotation of a GenBank genome assembly